This is a messenger RNA of Psammomys obesus (fat sand rat), 255 nucleotides long. RefSeq names its product signal recognition particle 19 kDa protein-like. Gene Ontology annotation, molecular function: 7S RNA binding. Gene Ontology annotation, cellular component: signal recognition particle, endoplasmic reticulum targeting. NCBI's taxonomy places the organism in Eukaryota, Metazoa, Chordata, Mammalia, Rodentia, Muridae. The record is from RefSeq and is a predicted model, not a curated record. Gene Ontology annotation, biological process: SRP-dependent cotranslational protein targeting to membrane, signal sequence recognition; SRP-dependent cotranslational protein targeting to membrane. Bases 1 to 255 code for a protein of 84 amino acids. The transcript has a single exon.
AUGGCUUGCACAGCCACUAAGUCCCAGGCUGACCAGGACAGGUUUAUUUGUAUCUACUGUGCUUAUUUAAAUAAUAAUAAGACCAUAGCUGAGGGGAGGUCGAUUCCCCUAAGUAAGGCUGUAGAAAACCCCACCACUACUGAGAUUCAGGAUAUAUCCUCAGCAAUUGGACUGAGUGCAUUUCUGGAGAAAAACAAAAUGUACUCUGGAGAAUGGAAUUGUGAUGUUCAGUGCAGAGGCAGGGUCCGCAUAUAG